CAGGAGGUUUUAGACGAGCAUAAGAUCAGUCUGAGGAGGAGAUGUGAAUUUGUGACAGAAGGAACUGCUGCAGCAGGAACUGGAACCCCCCUCAACAGGAUCUACACUGAGCUCUACAUCACACAGGGACAGAGUGAAGAGGUUAAUACCCAACAUGAGGUGUGGCAGCUGGAGACAACAUCCAAGAUGGAGACCCUCCAUGACACUCCAAUCAAGUGCCAGGACAUCUUCAAACCCUUACCUGGCCAAGACACACACAUCAGAGUAGUUGUGACCCAGGGCGUUGCCGGGAUUGGAAAAACCUUCUCAGUGCAGAAGUUCACUCUGGACUGGGCAGAGGGCUUGGAAAACCAACAUGUCAGUCUUGUGGUUCUGCUUUCGUUCCGGGAGCUGAACUUGAUCAAAGAUGAGCGCUACAGUCUUCUCCAGCUGCUCCGUGUUUUCCAUCCAACAUUACAGACGGUCACAGCAGAGAAGCUCGCCGUCUGUAAAGUCGUGUUCAUCUUUGACGGCCUGGAUGAAAGCAGGUUUUUAUUGGAUUUCCAGAACAAUGAGGUUGUGUCUGAUGUCACACAGACAUCAUCAGUAGAUGUGCUGCUGACAAACCUCAUCAAGGGGAAUCUGCUUCCCUCGGCUCUCCUCUGGAUAACUUCCAGACCUGCGGCGGCCAAUCAGAUCUCUCCUACAUGUGUCGACAGGGUAACAGAAGUGCGAGGGUUCACUGACCUCCAGAAGGAGGAGUACUUCAGGAGGAGAUCCAGUGAUGAGGAGCUGUGCAGCAGAAUCAUCUCACACAUCAAGGCGUCCAGGAGCCUCCACAUCAUGUGCCACAUCCCAGUCUUCUGCUGGAUCACUGCUACAGUCCUGGAGCACAUGUUGACUACAGACCAGAGAGGAGAGCUGCCCAAGAGCCUGACUGACAUGUACUCACACUUCCUGCUGGUUCAGACACAGAGGAAGAAGCACAAGUACGAUGAGAGACAUGACAGGAGUCAGCAGGAGCUGAUGGAGACUGACAGGGAAGUUCUUCUGAAGCUGGGCAGGCUGGCGUUUGAACAUCUGGAGAAAGGCAACCUGAUGUUCUACCAAGAAGACCUGGAGGAGUGUGGUCUUGAUGUCACAGAGGCCUCGGUGUACUCAGGAGUGUGCACAGAGAUCUUCAAAACAGAGUGUGUGCUCUUCCAGAGAAAAGUCUACUGCUUUGUUCAUCUGAGCAUUCAGGAGUUUCUCACUGCAGUCUACAUCUUCCACUGCUACACCAACAGGAACACAGAGGUACUGGCCAGAGUCAUGAGAACAAGCAAGAAUAAAGGUGUUGACAAUGAGCCAUCGUUGGAUAUCUUCCUGAAGACAGUCAUGUCUGAAGCCCUGCAGAGCAAAAAUGGUCACUUGGACCUCUUUGUCCGUUUCCUUCAUGGCCUCUCACUGGAGUCCAACCAGAGGCGCUUAGGAGGCCUGCUGGGUCAGACAGAGAGCAGAGCAGAAGACAUCCAGACAGCCAUCAAAAAUCUGAAGAUGAGACGAGCAACAGUUAUCUCUCCUGACAGAAGCAUCAACAUCUUCCACUGUUUGAUGGAGAUGAACGACCUCUCAGUACAUCAGGAUAUCCAAAAGUUCCUGAAGUCAAAGAACAGAUCAAAGAAGAAACUUUCUAUGAUCCAGUGCUCAGCUCUGGCCUACAUGCUGCAGAUGUCAGAGGAGGUUCUGGAUGAGUUGGACCUGAAGGCGUACAACACAUCAGAUGAGGGACGACAGAGACUGAUCCCAGCUGUGAGGAACUGCAGGAAGGCUCGACUGAGGCGCUGCGGGUUGUCAAAGAGCUGCUGUGCUUCUCUGGCCUCGGCUCUGAAGUCCAACCCCCAUCUGACAGAGCUGGACCUGAGUGAGAACCAGCUGCAGGAUUCAGGAGUGGAGCUGCUGUCUGCUGGACUGGAGAGUCCAAACUGCAGACUGGAGACUCUCAGACUGAGUUACUGCUGGUUGACAGAGAGCUGCUGUGCUUCUCUGGCCUCGGCUCUGAAGUCCAACCCCCAUCUGACAGAGCUGGACCUGAGUGAGAACUGUCUGGAGGAUUCAGGAGUGGAGCUGCUGUCUGCUGGACUGGAGAGUCCAAACUGCAGCCUGAAGACUCUCAGGUCAGAGAGGGGUGGAGUCAGUCCUCUCAGUCCAGGGAAUCGGAGCUAUGCCUGUGAUCUCACACUGGAUCCAAACACAGUGAACAGAAGACUCCGUCUGUCUGAGGACAACAGGAAGGUGACGAUGGAGAGAAAGCAGCAGCCGUAUCCUGAUCAUCCAGACAGAUUUAAACAGCCUCAGGUUCUGUGUAGAGAAGGUCUGACUGGGCGAUGUUACUGGGAGGUCCAGUGGAGAGGAGGGGUUGAUAUAGCAGUGACUUACAGAGGAAUCACAAGAAGUGGUGAUGACUCUGUGCUUGGAUACAAUAAACAGUCCUGGAGUCUGAUGUGCUCUGAUGGCAGCUACUCUGUCAGACACAACCGUGAGUCCACCAGACUCUCUGUCCGUCCCCGUGGAUCUGACAGAGUAGCAGUGGAUCUGGACUGCUCUGCUGGGACUCUGUCCUUCUACAGAGUCUCUUCUGACAGACUGACACUCCUGCACACCUUCAGCUCCACCUUCACUGAGCCGCUCCUCCCUGCGUUUCAUUUGUGGUCAUCUGGUUCUUCUGUUGUGCUGCCAGUUUGUCAGAAACAAACUCUGACCUGAAAGAGUUUAGAACAUGUUUGGCUGAUUUGUGGUUUAUGGUUGAUGUUUGUUUGUUUGUUUGUUUGUUUGUUUGUUUUUAUUGUAUCAGGCA
Myripristis murdjan (pinecone soldierfish) is the source of this 2815-nucleotide messenger RNA. Its product is annotated as NLR family CARD domain-containing protein 3-like. NCBI's taxonomy places the organism in Eukaryota, Metazoa, Chordata, Actinopteri, Holocentriformes, Holocentridae. The transcript has 6 exons. The annotation marks the transcript as partial. Gene Ontology annotation, molecular function: protein binding. The record is from RefSeq and is a predicted model, not a curated record.